Indicator indicator is the source of this 1561-nucleotide messenger RNA. It is a transcript of the gene TRNT1, whose product is annotated as tRNA nucleotidyl transferase 1. Gene Ontology annotation, biological process: RNA processing. The transcript is spliced from 7 exons. Gene Ontology annotation, molecular function: nucleotidyltransferase activity; RNA binding. The coding region runs from base 1 to 1308 and encodes 435 amino acids. NCBI's taxonomy places the organism in Eukaryota, Metazoa, Chordata, Aves, Piciformes, Indicatoridae. The record is from RefSeq and is a predicted model, not a curated record.
AUGUGGGCUGAGGUGUUGCUUCUGCACUGCAGGGCCGGGCUGCGGCCGUUCCUGCCGCUCCGCCUGCAGCACCGGGCGGCGGGCGCCAUGAGGCUCCAGUCGCCCCAGUUCCAGGCGCUCUUCACGCCGGGGCUUCGCAGCGUGGCAGAAAUGUUUGAGAAGAAGAACUACGAGCUGAGAAUAGCAGGAGGUGCUGUGAGGGAUUUACUAAGCGGAAUGACACCACAGGAUAUUGAUUUUGCCACUACAGCUACACCAGCAGAGAUGAAGGAAAUGUUCACAUCUGCUGGCGUUCGUCUGAUCAACAACAAAGGAGAAAAACAUGGAACCAUAACUGCCAGGCUCCACGAGCAGAACUUUGAAAUCACCACCCUGAGAAUCGACGUCGUCACUGACGGACGCCACGCCAAGGUGGAGUUCACCACUGACUGGCAAAAGGAUGCUGAAAGGAGGGACCUGACUGUCAACUCCAUGUUUUUAGGUUUGGAUGGGAUGCUGUAUGAUUUUUUUAAUGGCUAUGAGGACUUGAAAAACAAGAAAAUCAGAUUUGUGGGAAAGGCAAGUGAGAGAAUACAAGAAGAUUAUUUACGAAUCCUGAGAUACUUCAGAUUUUAUGGAAGAAUUGCAGAAAAUCCUGGUGAUCAUGAACCUAAUACACUGCAGGCCAUUAAAGAGAAUGCCAAAGGUUUGGCUGGAAUAUCAGGAGAAAGGAUUUGGGUGGAACUGAAAAAAAUCCUGCUUGGAAACCAUGUCAGUCAUUUGGUUGGACUUAUGUAUGAGCUGGAUAUUGCCCAAUACAUAGGAUUACCCCUCAAUGGAAACUUAGAGGAAUUUGACAGAGUCACUAAAAAUACUCAAAAGCUGUCUCCUAAACCAAUGACUGUUCUGACAUCCCUCUUCAAGAUGAAGGAUGAUGUCACCAACCUUGAUCUGAGGCUCAAAAUCUCCAAAGAAGAGAAGAACCUUGGCCUGUUCUUAGUGAAGCACCGACAAGAGUUAACCAAAGCAUCUGGUCCAGAACCACUUAGACCAUACCAGGACUUCAUCAUGGAUUCUAGAGAAGCCAACACAAACUCCAAGAUUUAUGAGCUUCUAAAAUACCAAGGAGAAGAACAUCUUCUGAAAGAAAUGCAGCAAUGGACUGUCCCUACUUUCCCUGUUAGUGGCCAUGACCUCAGGAAGAUGGGAGUGUCUUCUGGGAAAGACAUUGGAGCUGCCUUACAGCAGUUGCGGGAGGAGUGGAAGAAGAGUGGCUACAACAUGGAUAAAGAGGAGCUACUGAGUUGCCUCCAGAAGUUGGAAAACUAAUAAUAGGGAAGGCCUUGUGUGCUACUGUAUGUGUAACUGAGACUCUCAGCAUUGGCAGGGGUAAGACAGCACCUGCAACAUGGAACACCUUCAGAGAGCAGGGUUCUGCUGCUCUUAACUGAGCAUUUCCACAAGGAGAGCUUAAAUUCUCUACUACUGUAAAACUUAUUCUGCCACAUUUCAUACCCUUUCCCUGUCUCUGCUGUAUUUGGACGGAAAACGUCACUAACUUGGCUGAACUCGGGGGCAAGAC